UCGAAUUAGAAAAAAUUGCAGACGAUAGUCUUCCAUCUCCCUGCUCCUAGAAUUGAAGUCAUCCUCCAGCUCCGGCCACCGCCCAAUUUUAGGAGGAAACGGUGAACGAGAUGAAGGCAAAGAACUUUCGUAAAAGAAGAAUUGAGGUGGAAGACGAGGAUCAGGACCAAGACCAGGAAAAGAGUUUGGCUUUGUCGUUAGAGGAGGUGAAGUUUCUUCAGAAACAGAGGGAGAAGAAGUCGGGGAUGCCCGCCCUACCGACUGUGCCGUCUGCGGCUGCCGCAACUAACAGUAGUGCGGCUGCUUUGACUCGCACUGUUAGUGAUAAGAAUGAAGGCGAGAUUGAGAAGGACGACUUAGUUUUGCAAGACACCUUUGCCCAAGAAACUGCUGUCAUGGUGGAGGACCCUAAUAUGUUGAGAUAUGUAGAACAAGAACUGGCAAAGAAAAGAGGCAAGAAUAUUGAUGCAGAAAACCAAGUCGAGAAUGAAGUUCAGCGUGCAGAGGAUGAGCUGUAUAAAAUUCCUGAGCAUCUGAAAGUGAAGAAGCUAAACUCAGAAGAGCAGUCUACUCAGUGGACAACAGGGAUUGCCGAAAUUCAGCUUCCCAUAGAAUACAAACUAAGAAAUAUUGAGGAAACAGAGGCUGCAAAAAAGCUCUUACAGGAGAGGAGGCAUGUGGGUCGUCCAAAAGCAGACUCCAGCAUUCCUGCAAGUUUCAGUGCUGACUUUUUCCAGCGUGGCAAGGACUAUGCGGAGAAACUUAGGAAAGACCAUCCAGAGGUUCACAAGGACAAGGGAGCACAGGAAACUGGUGUGGAGGCUAGAAAUCAAGAUUCAGUUGCAGAUGGUGCUGGUCGAAGGCAAGCUGCCACAGAUGAGCUCAUGCUGGACCGCUUCCGCAAACGAGAAAGACAACGGAUGACUCGAAGAUAGCCUGAAUAGUUGUUGGAGUCAUAUGGAAAGCAUUGUUCACUUGUAUUUCUUAUAUAUGCUUCCGUUGGGAGAAUGCCAAGUGCAGCAUUAGCACUCAACACUGAUUUUUUUUCACCAAUUAUAUUCUCUAGUGCAAUCAGUUGAAGAUUUCUUUA
Molecule: messenger RNA, 1090 nt
Organism: Salvia hispanica
Lineage: Eukaryota; Viridiplantae; Streptophyta; Magnoliopsida; Lamiales; Lamiaceae
Product: integrator complex subunit-like protein
Biological process (GO): mRNA splicing, via spliceosome
Cellular component (GO): spliceosomal complex
Source: RefSeq, a predicted model, not a curated record